UCAUUACACUUGUCAACAUCUACUUGUGUAGUCAACUAGUAUUUUUACAAUGCUUGCUCGUAAAAUUGUAUCAUUUCUGGUGCCUCAGCACAGAAUGCUUAUCCCAAUGGCGUUGGAUCAUACCAAAAGUACCAAAAAGCAUACAGAAAAAUGUCCGGCCAAACCCCGUAAGGUAUGCCCUGGUUCGGCAGGGAAGAAAAAGAAGGCCGUUCUCAAGAGUCUCAAGAAGGGACCUGUGUGCUCCCCAAAAGCCCGCUUACCCGGCAGAGGUGGUGAUGGAGGCGGAGACGGAACAGGCUUAAAAAGAGCUUUAGAGCCUGGAAAAGUUCGCCUGGGUUUCAUUCCUGACGAAUGGUUUCGUUUCUUUAAACCAAUGACUGGAGUUUCUGGUCCCUACCUAUUUAUGUUGGGUCUCGGAAAUUAUUUAGUGAGCAAGGAAAUCUAUGUAAUGGAACAUGAAUACUAUUUGGGACUCUCAAUAGCCCUAACGCUAUAUUUGAUCAUCACGAGGUUCGGUAAGCAAAUUGGCUCUGCUCUAGAUAAAGAAGUUGAUGCAAUAGCAAACGCAUUAGAAAAAGGUAGGAGCGAUGAGCUGAAUGGACAUAGUAAUGAAAUAAAAAAAUGUGAAACCGCAAUAUGGAGAGCACAAGGACAGAAGGACUUGAUAGAUGCGAAAAAAGAAAAUAUCGCUAUUCAGUUAGAAGCUAUUUACAGAGAGCGAAUGAUGACUGUGUAUAAAAGUGUCCGAGGCCGAAUGGACUAUCACGUAAGAAGGCACAUGGUUGAAAAUCGGAUAAGACAGAAGUGGAUGGUCCAAUGGAUUUUGCAAAGUGUUGAAAAAGCUAUAACUCCCGAAUUCAAAAAGAAGGUGAUGGAAAAGGCUAUCAGAGAUUUGGACGCUCUGGCAGCGAGUCGUGGUCAGAAGUAAUUGGAGUAUUUCUCGCCAGAUAAUGUAGUUUAGGUAGCAUUUAGGUCAGGUUUGGUAAAUCAAAUAAAAGAAACACAAAUUUAUGUUAUCAUGGAAAUUUUAUGUUUUACGACUGUGUUAUUAAAAUUUCACGCUUUGCUAUUACGAUCGAUAUGGUAUCGUUACGAUUGAUAUUAAUCAAUCAUGAAACUGACGAACUUACAUUUUUACUAUUUACUGAGGGCAUAGCGGUAACUUUAUUAUGUUUUUAAAAUUGCAUAUUUUGUUAAUUCCUUUGUGUGUUUUUGAGUUGCCUACGCUGUCUGCUAAAGACAAGGACAAAAAGCAUGGAUUACCCAUAAAUGAUUGGCAUGUACUCUGCAAACUGCAGCCUAACUCUUAUGUCUGUAGUAAUUCCACCUCGCACAGUUUUUAUUACGACUUGAAAAUGCAAGGGUGCAGAACUUUCAGUGAUGGCAUGUGCGACUUAAAUUUCAAUAGUUUUCCUACUCUUAGAGCGUGUGUUGAUAGGUGCAGAGACGGGUAUCUUAUACUGCAUGCGGAAGAACAAAAGAAUCUGUCAAUUGAUGUUCAUUGUCGCCUUCAACCAGAUUUUGGGUCAUGCAAUAAUUAUCACCCAUCGUGGUACUUUGACGUUUCUACUCGGUUAUGCAAAAGUUUCGCAUACAGUGGCUGCGGUGGGAAUAAAAACAGAUUCGAGGAUUCUCUCUCAUGCAUCCAUACGUGCACCGCGGUGGCAUCUUAUGAGAAGAAGGGUUAAAAAGCACACAAACCACUAGUUAGUUCACAUAAAGCUUUUCGAUGUGUAUAUCUUUCUCUGGCCCUUGAUCCAAACGUCUUUUUGGGGGUCCAUUAAAUAUCUGUUCAACUUGUGAGGAAACGCCUGAAGAUCUAUGGACAAAUAAAUUCUGACAACGAAAUCGUAUGUAUCAAAUGUUAUAUUAAUUCUCUCAAAAUAAGCAUGAUAUUUAAUUCAUUAAUUUUAAAUCAAUAGUUACGUCCUAAUUUCUUAAUCUAAACCCUAAUCAUAAUUGGGUCAGGGUUAAUAAGGUUUUCGAUGUAUGGGAUGACCAGACCACUUGGCAAUCUUUCUACCGAUUGUAUCCAGAGAGGGCAGUUAUUCGAGAAGCUUCAACCACCACUUAGAGGGGCUCUCAUCAGACAGUUGGCUCAAGGGCUUGAUGCAAAUAGCACUACUCCUGACUGAAAGUACUCAUAGCUCGAUUUGUUUGAACUUUUUUAUCUCGACAAUUUUUUUCCAGUAGCUUAGGUCCUAUUCUCAAUGUGUGUUAUUAGUAUGGGUAUUUUUUAUGUAAACAGAUUUUUUAUGAUGUGUAAAUGCACUUGAAUU
This is a messenger RNA of Helicoverpa armigera (cotton bollworm), 2279 nucleotides long. Its product is annotated as tissue factor pathway inhibitor-like. Gene Ontology annotation, molecular function: serine-type endopeptidase inhibitor activity. Bases 1170 to 1688 code for a protein of 172 amino acids. The record is from RefSeq and is a predicted model, not a curated record. Lineage: Eukaryota; Metazoa; Arthropoda; Insecta; Lepidoptera; Noctuidae. The transcript is spliced from 5 exons.